CCUCCUCCACCCCCCACCACGCUCGGGGCCCUCCCUCCCCGCCACCACCGUCCGCGCUCGGCCGGCCGCGGUGAAGGAAGAAAGGAGCAAAGGAGGCGGAGGUAUGGAUCCGCAGCCCCCUCCGCCAGCCCAGGGCAGCCCACCUCACCGUGGCCGGGGCCGUGGCCGGGGCCGAGGCCGUGGCAGAGGCCGCGGCCGUGGCAGGGGGGGCGCCGGAGCUCCGCGGGCGCCCCUGCCCUGCCCCACCUGUGGCCGCCUCUUCCGCUUCCCCUACUACCUCUCCCGGCACCGGCUGAGCCACUCGGGCCUGCGGCCCCACGCCUGCCCCCUGUGUCCCAAGGCCUUCCGCCGGCCUGCCCACCUCUCGCGCCACCUGCGUGGCCACGGGCCGCAGCCCCCGCUGCGCUGCGCCGCCUGUCCCCGCACCUUCCCUGAGCCCGCCCAGCUCAGGCGCCACCUGGCCCAGGAGCACGCAGGCGGCGGGGUCGAGCUGGCCAUCGAGAGGGCAGCCAAGGAGGCGGCCGAGUCCGGCUGGGGCCCGCCGCAGGACAAGGGCGCCGAGCAGCCCGCCGCCGCGGGAGCCACUGAGGAGGAGGCGUCGCGGCCCGAUGCGUGGUCCGCGGGGGAGCCGGCCACGCUGGCGGCCGCCACGGGCGUGGAGCCCCGCGAGUCGGAGGAGGAGGAGGCCGAGGCCGGAGCGGCCGAGCUGAGGGCCGAGCUGGCGCUGGCGGCCGGGCGGCAGGAAGAGAAGCAGGUCCUGCUCCAGGCCGACUGGACGCUGCUGUGUCUCCGCUGCCGCGAAGCCUUCGCCACCAAGGGCGAGCUCAAAGCGCACCCGUGUCUGCGCCCCGAGGGCGAACAGGAGGGCGAAGGGGGGCCCCCGCCCCGCCCCAAGCGCCACCAGUGCUCCAUCUGCCUCAAGGCCUUCGCCAGGCCCUGGUCGCUGUCCCGCCAUCGGCUGGUCCACUCCACCGACCGCCCCUUCGUGUGCACGGACUGCGGCCUGGCCUUCCGCCUGGCCUCCUACCUCCGCCAGCACCGCCGCGUGCACGGCGCCCUCAGCCUCCUGGCCCCGCUGCCGGGCAAGAAGGACGACAAGGCAUCAGGCGGCCGGAACUCAGGGAAAGGGCCCGAGGGGGGCGAAGGGGCGGAGCGCGGGGGCGCCUCCGAGGGUGGGGAAGGCGGGCAGAACGGAGGGGAUGCCGCCCCGGCCCGGCCCCCCGCCGGGGAGCCCCGCUUCUGGUGCCCCGAGUGCGGCAAAGGUUUCCGGCGCCGGGCGCACCUGCGGCAGCACGGGGUGACCCACUCGGGGGCGCGCCCCUUCCAGUGCGUGCGAUGCCAGAGGGAGUUCAAGCGGCUGGCUGACCUGGCCCGCCACGCGCAGGUCCACGCGGGGGGCCCGGCCCCGCACCCCUGCCCACACUGCUCGCGGCGCUUCUCGCGCGCCUACAGCCUCCUGCGCCACCAACGCUGCCACCGCGCCGAGCUGGAGAGGGCCGCCGCCGCGCAGCAGGCCCUCCAGGCCCAGGCCCCGCCGUCGCCCCCGCCGCCCCCGCCGCCCCCGGCCGGCCAAGAGGAGGAAGGGCUCCCGCUGCCUAUCGCACGCAUCAAGGAAGAGCCGCCCUCCCCGGGAACCCCACCCCAGUCGCCGCCGGCUCCCCCUGUCUUCCUCAGCGCCUCCUGUUUCGACAGUCAAGACCACUCAGCCUUCGAGAUGGAGGAAGAAGAGAUUGACAGCAAGGCUCACCUGCGCGGAUUGGGCGGCCUGGCCUCCUGACCCUCACACCCACUCUCAGCACCUCCAUUUGACUCCCCGGUUUGCAAUAUGGAGAGGGGAAGUUGAAGGAGAGGCACCUCUUCUGUGUACCCACCCCUACCCUCCCAGCCCUCUACACUAAGGCGGGGGGUGGGGGCGGGGGCCUGGACUGCCCCUCCCUCCCCAUCACCCACCCCCAGGCCCCCUGAUGCUGGUUGGAAACUGCUCACCCCAACACAUGUCUGAAGACAGGACGACAAUUCAGAAAAUAAGGUGGAGGACAUUGGCAAGAGGGAUGGAGACUGAGGGGGACCCCCAGGCUGGCUGUCCCCCAAUAUACACACUGGACACCAUCACCUCUUUGGAACUGCCAGACCCUGGGGGCCCCAGUGAGCAAAGGUCUGUCCCUGUCCCUUUGUCUGUCUGAAUAAAUGUGAGUUCGUGGAA
This is a messenger RNA of Camelus dromedarius (Arabian camel), 2203 nucleotides long. It is a transcript of the gene ZNF579, whose product is annotated as zinc finger protein 579. The coding region runs from base 104 to 1777 and encodes 557 amino acids. The transcript has 2 exons. The record is from RefSeq and is a predicted model, not a curated record. Lineage: Eukaryota; Metazoa; Chordata; Mammalia; Artiodactyla; Camelidae.